UACAGAAUGUGAAGCGUCCUCGUCUCGUCUAGUCCUCUCCUCCUCCUCCUCCUCCCUCCUCCUCCUCUCCGCUUUCGCUUUGACCAAACCCAAACCACGCGCAGCGCUCCCAUCGCCCAGGGCAACGCCACGAAACCUAGCCCCACCGACUCGCCUCGCCUCGCCUCGGAAUCCCCCAACACCAGAGCGCGGCGGCGACCAUGGAGCCCUCCCCCGUCGGCGGCGGGUCCGCCUCCGGGUCGGUGGAGCGGUGGCGCGCGGAGGCGUCGCGGGCGUUCCAGCACUACCUGGAUCGGGCGGCGCCGCACACGGCGGGGCGGUGGGCCGGCACGCUCGUGGCCGCGGCGGUGUACGCGCUGCGGGUCUACUACGUGCAGGGGUUCUACGUCGUCACCUACGGCCUCGGCAUCUACCUCCUCAACCUCCUCAUCGGGUUCCUCUCCCCCAUGGUCGACCCGGAGCUCGAGGCGCUCGACGCCGGCCCGGCCCUCCCCACCCGCGGCUCCGACGAGUUCAAGCCCUUCAUCCGCCGCCUCCCCGAGUUCAAGUUCUGGUAUGCCAUCACAAAAGCCUUUUGUGUUGCUUUUCUGAUGACAUUCUUCUCUGUAUUCGACGUUCCUGUCUUCUGGCCAAUACUUCUCUGCUAUUGGGUUGUGCUUUUUGUCCUGACAAUGAAGCGGCAAAUUGUGCAUAUGAUAAAGUACAAGUAUGUCCCAUUCAGCAUAGGAAAGCAGAAAUAUGGUGGAAAGAAAGGCCCGGGAGCCAGUACGUCUAAAGACUGAGACCUGGAUUGCAGAUCCCUGUGUUGCUCUUGAGGCAACAUGCUGGCAUGGUGGUUUUUUGGUACCAGCUACUGACAGUGGAUGUACACCUCCAUUCGCUAGUCGAGAGGAGCUUAAAGAGACUUUGCAUCGGUUGAUGACCAUUUGUGUUGUAUAUCAGAUUCUUCUGUGCAAUGACUCGUUCAUUUAUAGUUCUUGUGCUGUGCGGCUCUUGUGUGGACGAGUAAUGAACCUAUUGAGUCAGGUGCAAUGCAAAUCAAAACUAUUGGGGCUUGACAUGGAUUUGUACUGGAAUUCAACAUGCUCGUUUCCAGACGGGGCCCUUAAUUACUCGCAUGUUAGUAACACAUUUGUUAUUCUAUUUAGAGUCCUAUGAAGGUUGUCUGUUUUGUGUAUGCGCAUGAGCCAUUCGGUAAUUGUUACUCCCUUCAUCCUA
This is a messenger RNA of Oryza sativa Japonica Group (Japanese rice), 1218 nucleotides long. RefSeq names its product protein RER1A. The record is from RefSeq and is a predicted model, not a curated record. NCBI's taxonomy places the organism in Eukaryota, Viridiplantae, Streptophyta, Magnoliopsida, Poales, Poaceae. Gene Ontology annotation, biological process: retrograde vesicle-mediated transport, Golgi to endoplasmic reticulum; protein retention in ER lumen. Gene Ontology annotation, cellular component: Golgi membrane.